GUAGCGUAAUUAUCCAACGCGGAAGUGUUUGGACUAAAAGCAGUUUAAUCGCAUGAUUCUCCUAGCUCUUCCCAAAGCGAUGUUUUUUCGCAACGUUUCCAAAGAGGUGCUUGCCGGCUCUCUUACUCUUGGGGCCGUUUUUGUUACCGGUUAUUUGCUGGGAAAAAAGAAAUCUUCCAGAAUGAGCAUCACCAAAAGCCACUGUGGGGACAACCCACUGAUGCAGUACGUCCUCAAUCACUCCUUGAGGGAGCAUCCGGUCCUGAAAAAACUCAGACUGAGGACAAUGGAGGACUCCUGGAACAUCAUGAUGGUCGCCUGUGAGCAGUCGCAGUUCAUGGCCAAUUUGGCGAGACUAAUAAAAGCCAAAAAGGCGUUAGAGAUCGGAGUUUACACAGGCUACAACACACUGAGCAUAGCACUGGCCUUGCCUGACGAUGGAGUCGUGGUUGCAUGUGACAUCAGUGAAGAGUACACCAACAUCGGCAAACCCUUCUGGAAAGAGGCUGGAGUCGAGCAGAAAAUCGAUCUUCGCAUUCAGCCGGCACUGAAAACUCUAGACGAUCUCCUAUCUUCUGGCCAGGCCGAAACAUUUGACUUUGCCUUCAUCGACGCAGACAAAGUCAACUACAACAGCUAUUUCGAAAAGUCUCUGCAGCUGUUGAGAAAAGGAGGCGUCAUCGCCAUCGACAACGUGCUGUGGGGAGGGAAGGUGGUGAACCCGUCCCCGGACGAUGCCGACACCGUGGCCAUCGACAAGCUGAACAAGAAGCUGCUCAGCGAUACGAGGAUAACCCUGAGCAUGCUCACGGUGGGAGACGGGCUGACUCUGGCUACCAAACUAUAAGACGGAAAGCUGCCACGAUUGAUAAACUUUGUACUCUAGCAACACUGAGACACUGCGAGUCAUUUUGAAGUUAGUGUAUAAGUGAUUAUGGCGGUGGAGGUUCAUUUACACAACACCAUUUUUUAAUGUAAUUUCAAUUCUAACUACUAAGAAACUGUAAUUACUAGUUUACGGCUCAGUGCAGAAUUUUGAAUUACAGUGGAUGAGUUUGAUUAAAAAAAAAAAUAAAGUACA
Molecule: messenger RNA, 1081 nt
Organism: Mugil cephalus (flathead mullet)
Lineage: Eukaryota; Metazoa; Chordata; Actinopteri; Mugiliformes; Mugilidae
Product: catechol O-methyltransferase domain-containing protein 1-like
Exons: 7
Coding region: 53-847 (264 amino acids)
Molecular function (GO): S-adenosylmethionine-dependent methyltransferase activity; O-methyltransferase activity
Source: RefSeq, a predicted model, not a curated record